GGGUAGCGACCGUUGCGCGUCGGCGGCGGCGGCGCCUACGUAGUGCUUCGUCGCCAUAGCUAUUGCCCUUGGCAACGGCGAAGCUCCGCAGCCUAGCGGGCGGGCUCAGGGUUUGAGCAAUCUCGGCUCAUCACUUUCCUCGCAACUGUUUUCUUCUAUCUUCUUUUUAACCCCCUUUCCCCACUUCCUCCCUCUCUCUAAAAUCAUGGCGGGUGGAACCGCGGACGUUCGGAAGCUUUUCAUCUUCACCACUACCCACAAUUACUUUGGACUGGAGUCGGAACCCGGCGACCAGCCCCUGCUGUACAACCGUCCUGAAAUCAACAACUUCUUGGAUGAUGGGAACCAGAUGCUCCUCAGGGUGCAGCGAUCCGACGCCGGAAUCUCCCUUUCCAACACGAUUGAUUUUGCUGACACAAAAGACAAAGUGCUGGUGUUUUUCAAGCUGCGACCUGAAGUAAUUACCGAUCAGAAUCUGCAUAAUAAUAUUCUUGUGUCAUCUAUGUUGGAAUCACCUAUAAAUUCCCUUUACCAAGCAGUACGGCAAGUAUUUGCACCAGUGCUGUUAAAGGAUCAGGAAUGGAGCAGAAACUUUGAUCCCAAACUUCAGAAUCUUUUGACUGAACUAGAAGCUGGGUUGGGUAUAGUUCUACGGAGAUCAGACACUAACUUAACAAAAUUGAAAUUUAAGGAAGAUGACACACGAGGUAUUCUUACACCAAGUGAUGAAUUCCAGUUUUGGAUAGAACAAACUCAUCAUGGAAAUAAACAGAUUAAUAAAGAAAGAGCCUGCUAUUUCAAGGAAUUAUUUGAAAUAAUUGCAAGAGAGUUUCAUAACUUGGAUGGUCUGUCCUUAGUGGAAGUGGCUGACUUGGUGGAGACUACUCGGGAUGUUGUAAAUGAUGUGUGGAGACAAACAGAGCAUGAUCAUUAUCCCGAGUCACGAAUGUUACAUCUCUUAGAUAUCAUAGGUGGUUCGUUUGGAAGAUUUGUUCAGAAAAAGUUAGGAACUUUGAACCUAUGGGAAGAUCCUUAUUAUCUUGUGAAAGAAAAUCUGAGAGCCGGUAUUUCUGUUUGUGAACAGUGGGUGACCGCCUGUAAUCACCUGACCGGUCAGGUGUGGCAGCGCUAUGUUCCUCAUCCAUGGAAAAAUGAAAAAUAUGUCCCAGAAACACUUGACAAACUUCGCGGACGCCUUGAAGAGGUCUUGGCUGUUAGAACAAUUCAUGAGAAGCUUCUCUAUUUUUUACCUGCCAGUGAAGAGAAGAUCACAUGCCUACCUCGAGUGUUUGAACCUUUUACUGGUCUGAAUCCGGUGCAGUAUAAUCCAUAUACUGAGCCUUUAUGGAAAGCUGCAAUGUCUCAGUAUGAAAAAAUCAUGGCACCUGCAGAACAAACAAUAGCUGGAAAAUUGAAAAAUUAUAUUUCAGAAAUUCGAGAUAGUCCACAGCAGCUUCUUCAAGCAUUUCUGAAAUAUAAAGAGUUGGUGAAGCGUCCUACUAUAAGCAAAGAAUUGAUGUUAGAAAGAGAAACUUUACUGGCAAGACUUGUGGACUCAGUUCAAGAUUUUCAAUUAGAUUUUGAGAAUCGAUGCAGAGGAAUUCCUGGUGAUGCAUCUGGACCACUUUCUGGAAAAAACCUUUCAGAAGUUGUCAAUAAUAUAGUUUGGGUUCGCCAGUUGGAAUUGAAGGUGGAUGAUUCAAUCAAGAUUGCAGAGGCUCUUUUAUCUGACCUGUCAGGAUUUCGAUCUUUCCAUCGAAGUGCUGAAGAUAUCUUGGACCAAUUUAAACUAUAUGAACAAGAACAAUUUGAUGAUUGGUCUAGGGAUAUUCAAUCUGGUUUGUCUGAUUCGAGAUCUGGUUUGUGUAUUGAGGCUAAUAGUCAAAUAAUGGAAUUAGAUCCUAAUGAUGGAUCAUUAAAAGUGCAUUAUUCAGAUCGGUUGGUGAUUCUUCUGAGAGAAGUUCGUCAGCUUUCUGCUCUUGGCUUUGUUAUUCCUGCCAAAAUACAGCAAGUUGCAAACAUUGCUCAGAAAUUCUGCAAGCAAGCUAUUAUUCUUAAACAAGUGGCACAUUUUUACAAUUCUAUUGAUCAACAAAUGAUUCAAAGUCAGAGACCAAUGAUGUUACAAUCUGCCUUGGCAUUUGAACAGAUAAUUAAGAAUUCAAAAGCAGGAAGUGGGGGAAAGUCACAAAUUACUUGGGAUAAUCCUAAACAAUUAGAAGGCUAUAUCCAGAAGCUUCAAAAUGCUGCUGAACGACUUGCCACUGAAAAUAGAAAACUGAGAAAAUGGCACACUACAUUUUGUGAAAAGGUAGUAAUUCUUAUGAAUAUUGAUCUGCUUCGGCAGCAACAGCGUUGGAAAGACGGAUUACAAGACUUGAGAACUGGCUUAGCAAGUGUAGAAGCACAGGGAUUUCAAGCAAGUGAUAUGCAUGCAUGGAAACAGCACUGGAAUCAUCAACUCUACAAAGCUCUGGAACAUCAAUAUCAGAUGGGCUUAGAAGCACUUAAUGAGAAUCUACCAGAAAUAAAUAUAGAUUUAACAUACAAACAAGGACGAUUACAAUUCAGGCCUCCUUUUGAAGAAAUCCGGGCCAAAUAUUAUAGAGAAAUGAAGAGAUUCAUCGGCAUUCCUAAUCAAUUUAAGGGAGUGGGUGAGGCAGGAGAUGAAUCUAUUUUUUCUAUUAUGAUUGAUAGAAAUGCAAGUGGAUUUCUGACUAUUUUCAGUAAAGCAGAAGAUCUAUUUAGGCGACUGUCAGCUGUUUUACACCAGCAUAAGGAAUGGAUUGUAAUUGGGCAAGUUGAUAUGGAAGCUCUAGUGGGAAAGCAUCUUUUUACUGUACAGGAUUGGGAGAAAAAUUUUAAAGCACUGAAAAUAAAAGGGAAAGAAGUAGAACGACUUCCAAGUGCAGUGAAGGUAGAUUGUUUAAAUAUUAAUUGUAACCCGGUGAAGACUGUGAUUGAUGAUCUCAUCCAGAAGUUAUUUGAUAUGCUUGUUCUUUCUUUGAAGAAGUCCAUCCAGGCUCAUUUACAUGAAAUUGAUACAUUUGUUACUGAAGCUAUGGAAGUCUUAGCAAUCAUGCCACAGUCUGUUGAAGAGAUAGGUGAUGCCAAUUUACAAUAUAGUAAGCUACAAGAACGCAAGCCAGAGAUUUUGCCCUUAUUUCAAGAAGCUGAAGAUAAAAACAGACUUUUGCGAACUGUGGCAGGUGGAGGUUUAGAAACAAUUAGUAAUCUGAAAGCCAAGUGGGAUAAAUUUGAGCUGAUGAUGCAAAGUCACCAACUUAUGAUUAAAGAUCAAAUUGAAGUGAUGAAAGGAAAUGUGAAAUCACGUCUUCAGGUUUAUUAUCAAGAAUUAGAAAAAUUUAAAGCUCGUUGGGACCAACUGAAGCCUGGUGAUGAUAUUAUUGAAACUGGCCAGCAAAAUACUCUUGAUAAGAGUGCAAAGUCAAUAAGAGAGAAAAAAAUGGAGUUUGAUGAUCUUGAAGUCAUAAGAAAAAAGCUGGUUGAUGAUUGCCAUCAUUUUGGACUAGAAGAGCCCAACUUCUCUUUGGCACAUAGCAUCUCUAAGGACAUUGAGAGCUGUGCACAAAUUUGGGCUCUUUAUGAGGAGUUUCAGCAAGGAUUUCAGGAAAUGGCCAAUGAAGAUUGGAUUACUUUUCGGACUAAAACAUAUCUGUUUGAGGAAUUUUUGAUGAAUUGGCAUGACAGAUUAAGGAAGGUUGAAGAGCAUUCAGUAAUGACAGUUAAAUUACAGUCAGAAGUUGACAAAUACAAAAUCACAAUUCCUAUCUUGAAAUAUGUGAGAGGAGAACAUCUUUCUCCAGAUCACUGGCUUGAUCUUUUUCGUCUACUUGGCCUUCCUAGGGGAACUAGUCUGGAGAAAUUACUGUUUGGAGAUCUGCUUAGUGUAGCCGAUACAAUUGUUGUCAAAGCUUCAGACCUUAAAGAUUUAAAUAGUCGGGCACAAGGUGAAGUUACAAUCAGAGAAGCUUUACGUGAACUUGAUCUCUGGGGAGUUGGAGCAGUAUUUACACUGGUUGAUUAUGAAGAUAGCCAAAGUCGAACUAUCAAGCUGAUUAAAGACUGGAAAGAUAUAGUAAAUCAAGUUGGAGAUAAUAGAUGCCUUCUUCAGUCCUUAAAGGAUUCUCCUUAUUAUAAAGGAUUUGAAGAUAAAGUGUCAAUUUGGGAAAGAAAACUUGCAGAGUUAGAUGAGUACUUACAGCACUUAAAUCAUAUUCAGAGAAAGUGGGUAUAUUUGGAACCCAUUUUUGGUCGUGGAGCAUUGCCAAAAGAACAGACACGCUUCAACAGGGUUGAUGAAGAUUUUAGAUCCAUAAUGAAUGACAUCAAGAAAGACAAUAGAGUCACAACAUUAACUACUCACGCAGGAAUCAGAAAUUCUCUACUAACAAUACUUGAUCAGCUUCAAAGAUGUCAGAAGUCAUUAAAUGAAUUUUUAGAGGAAAAACGCUCAGCAUUCCCAAGAUUUUAUUUUAUUGGUGAUGAUGACUUAUUAGAAAUACUGGGCCAGUCUACUAACCCAUCAGUGAUUCAGUCUCACCUCAAGAAACUAUUUGCUGGCAUUAACAGUGUAUGCUUUGAUGAGGAAUCAAAACAUAUAACUGCAAUGAAAUCUUUAGAGGGAGAAGUUGUACCUUUUAAAAACAAAGUUCCUCUUUCAAAUAAUGUAGAGAUUUGGUUAAAUCAUUUAGCCUUGGAAAUGAAGCAAACUUUGAAACAGUUGUUAACAGAAUGUGUUAACACUGGACGAAGUUCUCAAGGUGCAAUCGAUCCAUCCUCGUUCCCUUCACAGAUAUUAUGCUUGGCAGAGCAGAUUAAAUUCACUGAAGAUGUAGAAAAUGCUAUCAAAGAUCACAGUCUUCACCAUAUUCAGACACAACUGGUGGAUAAGUUAGAGCAAUAUACUAACAUUGAUACAAGUUCUGAGGAUCCGGGAAAUACUGAAUCUGGCAUUCUGGAGUUUAAACUUAAAGCACUAAUUCUUGAUAUUAUUCAUAAUAUCGAUGUGGUGAAGCAGUUAAACCAAGUUCAAGUUCAUACAACUGAAGACUGGGCUUGGAAAAAACAAGUUAGAUUCUAUAUGAAAAGUGACCACACAUGUUACGUUCAGAUGGUGGAUUCUGAACUUCAGUACACUUAUGAGUAUCAGGGUAAUGCUCCCAAACUGGUUUAUACUCCAUUGACAGACAAGUGCUACCUAACUCUCACUCAAGCCAUGAAGAUGGGACUCGGAGGAAAUCCUUAUGGACCAGCUGGCACGGGAAAAACUGAAUCAGUAAAGGCUUUAGGUGGACUUCUUGGAAGACAAGUUUUAGUUUUUAAUUGUGAUGAGGGCAUUGAUGUGAAGUCAAUGGGACGGAUAUUUGUUGGUUUGGUGAAGUGUGGUGCCUGGGGUUGUUUUGAUGAGUUUAAUAGAUUGGAAGAAUCUGUACUGUCAGCAGUUUCUAUGCAAAUUCAGACGAUUCAAGAUGCUUUGAAGAAUCAUAGAACUUUAUGUGAACUGCUUGGCAAGGAGGUAGAAAUAAAUUCUAAUUCUGGAAUUUUUAUCACUAUGAAUCCUGCUGGAAAAGGUUAUGGAGGAAGACAAAAACUGCCUGAUAACCUUAAGCAGCUUUUCAGGCCAGUAGCUAUGUCUCACCCAGAUAAUGAACUUAUUGCAGAAGUCAUUCUCUAUUCAGAAGGCUUUAAAGAUGCUAAAGUAUUGGGCAGAAAAUUGGUAGCUAUCUUCAAUCUAUCUAGGGAACUUUUGACACCUCAGCAACAUUAUGAUUGGGGAUUAAGAGCUUUGAAGACAGUUCUGAGAGGAAGCGGAAAUCUCCUUAGACAGCUCAAGAAAACUGGUAUUAAACAGGAAGUUAAUGAAAGUCAUAUUGUGGUACAAGCAUUGAGGCUUAAUACAAUGUCAAAAUUUACAUUUGCUGAUUGCAUUCGGUUUGAUGCACUGAUUAAAGAUGUAUUUCCUGGAACUGACUUUCAAGAAGUAGAAUAUGGUGAACUGAAUGCUGCAUUAAAGCAGGUCUUUGAGGAGGCCAGUUAUGAAAUCAUACACAAUCAGAUCAAGAAGGCUUUAGAACUGUAUGAACAAUUACGCCAGAGGAUGGGAGUUGUUAUUGUUGGUCCAAGUGGUGCUGGAAAAUCAACUCUUUGGAGAAUGUUAAGGGCGGCACUUUGUAAAAUUGGCAAUGUGGUAAAACAAUAUACUAUGAACCCCAAAGCUAUGCCUAGACAUCAAUUAUUAGGCCACAUUGACAUGGAUACAAGGGAAUGGUCUGAUGGUGUUUUGACCAAUAGUGCUCGCCAGGUAGUUCGAGAACCUCAAGAUGUCAGCUCAUGGAUAAUCUGUGAUGGUGAUAUUGACCCUGAAUGGAUAGAAUCUCUGAAUUCUGUUCUGGAUGAUAAUCGACUACUCACUAUGCCCAGUGGAGAAAGGAUUCAGUUUGGCCCAAAUGUUAAUUUUGUAUUUGAAACUCAUGAUUUAAGUUGUGCCUCGCCAGCCACAAUAUCUAGAAUGGGAAUGAUCUUUCUUAGUGAUGAAGAGAUGGAUCUUAAUUCUCUGAUAAAAUCUUGGUUGAAGAAUCAGUCUCCAAAUUACAGGAAUAAUCUUGAAAACUGGAUUGGAGAUUAUUUUGGAAAGGCUUUACAGUGGGUUCUAAAGCAGAAUGACUAUGUGACAGAAACGAGUUUGGUUGGCACUGUGAUGAAUGGUUUGUCACAUCUACAUGGAUGCAGAGAUCAUGACCAAUUUAUUAUUAAUCUCAUAAGGGGACUUAGUGGAAAUCUGAAUGUGAAAUCACGUUUGGAGUUUACCAAAGAGGUUUUUAAAUGGGCCCGAGAAUCUCCUCCAGACUCUCACAAACCAAUGGACACCUACUAUGACUCAAGUAGAGGACGAUUAGCAUCUUAUGUGUUGAAGAAACCAGAAAACUUGAGUGCUGAUGAUUUCAGUAACGGUCAAACUCUACCAGUCAUUCAGACUCCUGAUAUGCAACGAGGUCUAGAUUAUUUCAAACCUUGGUUAAAUUCUGAUACUAAACAGCCAUUUAUUCUUGUAGGACCAGAAGGAUGUGGCAAAGGGAUGCUGCUCAGGUAUGCCUUUUCCCAGCUCCGGUCCACUCAAAUUGCUACAGUUCACUGUAGUGCACAAACUACUCCUCGACAUCUUCUGCAGAAACUGAGCCAGACAUGCAUGGUAAUCAGUACUAAUACUGGUCGAGUAUACAGACCAAAAGACUGUGAAAGACUUGUGUUGUACUUAAAAGAUAUCAACCUACCAAAGCUUGAUAAAUGGGGGACCAGUGCUCUGGUUGCUUUCCUACAGCAGGUAUUGACAUAUCAAGGAUUUUAUGAUGAAAAUUUGGAGUGGGUUGGUUUAGAAAAUAUUCAAAUUGUGGCUUCGAUGUCAGCUGGAGGAAGACUGGGAAGACAGAAGCUUACUACCAGAUUUACUUCUAUUGUUCGUCUUUGUGCUAUAGAUUAUCCAGAAAGAGAACAAUUACAGACAAUUUAUGGAGCGUAUUUGGAACCAGUUCUACAUAAAAAUCUGAAAAAUCAUUCUAUUUGGGGUUCUUCUUCGAAAAUUUAUCUUCUAGCAGGCUCUAUGGUACAAGUGUAUGAACAGGUGCGGGCCAAAUUUACAGUUGAUGAUUAUAGUCAUUAUUUCUUUACUCCUUGCAUCCUUACUCAGUGGGUUCUUGGCUUAUUCAGAUAUGAUUUAGAAGGAGGAUCCUCAAAACAUCCACUAGAUUAUGUACUAGAAAUUGUAGCAUAUGAAGCACAGCGUUUAUUUCGUGACAAAAUUGUUGGUGCAAAGGAACUUCAUUUAUUUGACAGCAUUUUAACAUCAGUGUUUCAAGAAGAUUGGGGCUCAGAUGUGUUAGACAAUAUGGCAGAUAGUUUCUAUGUGACAUGGGGAGCCCAACACAAUUUAGGAACAAGGGCAGCCCUAGGACAACCAUUGCCUCCACAUGGAAAACCACUUGGAAAACUAAAUUCUGCAGAUCUCAAGGAUGUUAUUAAAAAGGGUCUUAUUCAUUAUGGACGUGAUAACCAGAAUUUAAAUAUUUUACUUUUCCAAGAAGUGUUGGAGUAUAUGUCUAGGAUAGAUAGAGUGCUGAGUUUUCCUGGAGGUUCGCUUCUGUUAGCAGGACGUAGUGGUGUGGGUCGCCGCACCGCCACUUCUUUAGUCAGUCAUAUGCAUGGAGCAGUGCUAUUUUCUCCAAAGAUCUCCAGAGGAUAUGAACUAAAGCAGUUCAAAAAUGAUCUCAAACAUGUGCUGCAUCUUGCCGGUAUUGAAGCUCAACAGGUAGUUUUACUUCUUGAGGAUUACCAGUUCGUACAUCAUGCAUUUUUGGAGAUGAUCAAUAGCCUUUUAUCUUCAGGUGAAGUGCCUGGACUCUAUACUCUUGAAGAAUUAGAGCCCUUGCUGUUACCUCUUAAAGAUCAGGCUUCACAGGAUGGGUUUUUUGGACCAGUCUUCAAUUACUUCACAUAUAGAAUUCAACAAAACUUGCAUAUUGUUUUGAUCAUGGAUUCUACAAAUGUAAACUUCAUAAUAAACUGUGAGAGUAAUCCAGCUUUGCAUAAGAAAUGCCAGGUGCUGUGGAUGGAGGGCUGGUCAGACAGCAGUAUGAAGAAAAUACCUGAAAUGUUAUUCAGUGAAACAGGUGGUGAAGAAAAAUAUAGUGAGAAAAAAAGAAAAGAAGAAAAGAAAAAAAAACCAGUUGACCCUGAUUUUCUAAAAUCAUUUUUAUUAAUCCAUGAAUCUUGUAAAGCAUAUGGUGCUACACCAAGCCGAUACAUGACCUUUUUACAUGUGUAUUCUGCCAUUAGUAGCAGCAAGAAAAAAGAACUAUUAAAAAGACAAAGUCAUUUGCAGGAUGCAAGUGAGCAAAAGACAGAACUUGAAAGACUAAAGCACAAAAUAGCAGAAGAAGUUGUUAAAAUUGAAGAAAGAAAAGACAAAAUUGAUGAUGAAUUAAAAGAAGUACAGCCUCUAGUCAAUGAAGCUAAGUUAGCAGUUGGAAAUAUUAAGCCAGAAUCUCUUUCAGAAAUUCGCUCAUUGCGUAUGCCACCUGAUGUAAUCAGAGACAUUCUUGAAGGAGUUUUAAGGCUGAUGGGUAUCUUUGACACAUCUUGGGUGAGCAUGAAAAGUUUCCUUGCAAAAAGAGGUGUGAGAGAAGACAUAGCAACCUUUGAUGUACGAAAUAUUCCAAAGGAAAUAAGAGAGAGUGUUGAAGAACAUCUUUUUAAAAACAAAGGAUCUUUUGAUCCAAAGACUGCUAAGCGUGCCAGUACUGCAGCUGCACCUUUGGCUGCCUGGGUUAAAGCAAAUGUCCAGUAUUCCUAUGUCUUGGAACGAAUUCAGCCUUUGGAAACUGAACAGGCAGGAUUAGAAUCAAAUUUGAGGAAAACUGAAGACAGAAAAAGGAAACUAGAGGAGCUUCUUAAUUCUGUUGGUCAAAAAGUAUCAGAACUCAAAGAGAAUGUGUUUGUUUGCUUUUCUUUAACCAAUAAGAUUCCUUACCUCACCAAUUAUCAGGUUGCAGAGAUAGCAGAGGAAUUAGCCACUCUUCCUAAAAGAGCCCAGCUAGCUGCUGCAUUUAUUACAUAUCUUUCUGCUGCUCCUGAGGGUCUGAGAAAAACCUGUUUGGAAGAAUGGACCAAGUCAGCUUCUCUUGAAAAAUUUGAUCUGAGGAGAUUUCUUUGUACUGAAAGUGAACAGUUAAUUUGGAAAAGUGAAGGCCUCCCAUCAGAUGACCUUUCCAUAGAAAAUGCUCUUGUUAUCUUACAGAUCAUUGGUUUGAAAUCAUGGAGUCGAGUAUGCCCAUUUCUUAUAGAUCCUUCUUCCCAAGCUACGGAAUGGUUAAAGUCACACUUGAAAGACUCACGUUUGGAAGUUAUAAACCAGCAGGAUAGUAACUUUAUCACAGCUCUUGAGUUGGCAGUGCGUUUUGGGAAAACCCUUAUUAUACAAGAGAUGGAUGGUGUAGAACCUGUUCUUUAUCCAUUAUUGAGACGAGAUCUGGUUGCUCAAGGGCCGCGUUAUGUUGUACAAAUAGGUGACAAAAUUAUUGACUACAAUGAAGAAUUCCGCCUUUUUUUGUCAACAAGAAACCCAAAUCCCUUUAUUCCACCGGAUGCAGCUUCCAUUGUUACUGAGGUUAACUUUACCACAACAAGAAGUGGAUUACGGGGACAGCUUUUGGCUUUAACUAUUCAGCAUGAGAAACCUGAUUUAGAGGAACAGAAAACAAAACUAUUGCAACAGGAAGAAGAUAAGAAAAUACAGUUAGCCAAGCUUGAGGAAUCUCUUUUAGAGACACUUGCCACAUCUCAAGGCAAUAUUUUGGAAAAUAAGGAUUUGAUUGAAUCUUUGAAUCAGACUAAAGCAAGCAGCGCACUUAUUCAAGAGUCACUUAAAGAAUCUUACAAACUCCAAAUUUCCCUUGAUCAAGAACGGGAUGCCUAUCUUCCUCUGGCUGAGAGUGCCAGCAAGAUGUACUUCAUUAUCUCUGAUUUGUCCAAAAUUAAUAACAUGUACCGUUUUAGUUUGGCUGCAUUCCUCCGACUUUUCCAGCGAGUUCUGCAAAACAAACAGGAUUUUGAAAAUACUGAACAGAGAAUCCAGGCUCUUAUCAGCUCAUUAAAACAUAUGGUAUAUGAAUAUAUAUGCCGUUGUCUAUUUAAGGUUGAUCAGUUGAUGUUUGCUCUGCAUUUUGUUCGAGGCAUGCAUCCUGAACUUUUUCAAGAAAAUGAAUGGGAUACAUUUACAGGUGUGGUUGUUGGAGACAUGUUCCGGAAAGCUGACUCUCAACAAAGAAUACGUGAUCAACUUCCAUCUUGGAUAGAUCAAGAAAGAAGCUGGGCAGUGGCAACUUUAAAGAUUGCUCUCCCCAGUCUUUAUCAGACACUCUGCUUUGAAGAUGCAGCUCUGUGGCGUACUUAUUAUCAUAAUUCAAAGUGUGAACAAGAGUUCCCAUCUAUUCUUGCCAAGAAAGUUUCUUUAUUUCAACAGGUUCUUGUGGUACAGGCUCUCAGACCAGACAGAUUGCAAAGUGCCCUGGCUCUGUUUGCAUGUAAGACUCUGGGACUCAAAGAGUUAUCCCCACUUCCUCUAAACCUCAAACGUUUGUACAAAGAGACACUAGAAAUUGAACCCAUCUUGAUAAUUAUUUCCCCGGGUGCUGAUCCUUCUCAGGAACUCCAGGAACUUGCUAGUGCUGAAAGAGGCGGAGCGUGUUAUCACCAGGUUGCCAUGGGUCAAGGUCAAGCUGAUUUAGCAAUCCAAAUGCUGAAAGAAUGUGCCUGCACUGGAGACUGGCUCUGUUUGAAGAAUUUACAUCUUGUGAUAUCUUGGCUGCCAGUUCUGGAAAAGGAAUUGAAUACUCUUCAACCUAAAGAUACCUUUCGUCUUUGGCUGACCGCAGAAGUUCAUCCCAACUUUACUCCUAUUUUAUUACAGUCAAGUUUGAAGAUAACAUAUGAGUCACCUCCAGGUUUGAAGAAGAAUUUAAUGCGUACUUAUGAAUCUUGGACUCCUGAGCAAAUUAGCAAAAAAGAUAAUGUACAUCGAGCUCAUGCUCUCUUCAGUUUUGCUUGGUUUCAUGCUGCAUGUCAGGAAAGAAGAAAUUAUAUUCCACAGGGUUGGACCAAGUUUUAUGAGUUUUCUUUAUCAGAUCUUCGGGCCGGGUACAAUAUUAUUGACAGACUCUUUGAUGGCACCAAAGAUGUACAAUGGGAAUUUGUCCAUGGUUUACUUGAAAAUGCUAUUUAUGGAGGACGCAUAGAUAACUAUUUUGACCUUAGAGUUCUUCAAUCAUAUCUGAAACAGUUUUUUAAUUCUUCAGUAAUUGAUAUAUUAAACCAAAGGAACAAGAAAAGCAUUUUCCCAUAUUCUAUAUCUCUACCCAAAUCCUGCAGCAUUUUGGACUAUCGUGCUGUCAUUGAAAAACUUCCAGAGGAUGACAAACCUAGUUUCUUUGGUCUUCCUGCCAAUAUUGCUCGCUCAUCUCAGCGCAUGAUCAGUUCCCAGGUUAUUUCACAGUUAAGGAUCUUGGGCAGAUCAGUAACAGCUGGUUGCAAAUUUGAUAGAGAAAUCUGGUCUAAUGAACUUUCUCCUGUCCUCAAUCUGUGGAAGAAACUAAACCAGAAUUCAAACCUCAUUCAUCAGAAAGUGACUCCUCCUAAUGAUCGACAAGAAUCUCCGCUAUUAUCCUUCAUCAUUCUUGAACAAUUUAAUGCCAUUCGCUUGGUACAGAGUGUUCAUCAGUCUCUUGCUGCUCUCAGCAAAGUCAUCAGAGGAACUGCGUUAUUGAGUUCAGAAGUACAAAAAUUGGCAAGUGCUUUAUUAAACCAGAAGUGUCCUCUCACAUGGCAGAGCAAGUGGGAAGGCCCAGAGGAUCCCUUACAGUACCUUAGAGGCCUUGUAGCCCGUGCCCUCGCAAUACAGAGCUGGGUAGAAAGAGCUGAAAAACAAGCUCUUCUCUCUGAUACACUUGACCUAUCAGAACUCUUCCACCCAGAUACAUUUCUCAAUGCUCUUCGCCAGGAAAGUGCAAGGGCCAUGGGCUGCUCUGUGGACAGCUUUAAGUUUGUAGCUUCAUGGAAAGGUCAACUGAGAGAAGCAAAACUGCAAGUCAAGAUCAGUGGCUUAUUACUGGAAGGAUGCAGUUUUGAUGGAAAUCGACUUUCUGAAAAUCAGCAUGAUUCUCCUACUGUGUCAUCAGUCCCCCCUUGUUUUAUGGGCUGGAUUCCACAGGGUGCUUAUGGCCCCUAUUCUCCUGAUGAGUGCAUGUCUUUGCCUAUUUACGCAAGUGCGGAAAGGGAUCGUGUGGUGACCAACAUCGAUGUUCCAUGCGGGAGCGACCAAGACCAGUGGAUUCAGUGUGGAGCAGCUCUGUUUCUGAAAAAUCAGUAGAAUCUAAUGAUAAUGAAAGCUGUCUUGGCAAAAA
Manis javanica (Malayan pangolin) is the source of this 12974-nucleotide messenger RNA. The record is from RefSeq and is a predicted model, not a curated record. Lineage: Eukaryota; Metazoa; Chordata; Mammalia; Pholidota; Manidae.